Messenger RNA from Cryptotermes secundus, 3417 nucleotides. Its product is annotated as U3 small nucleolar RNA-associated protein 14 homolog C. The coding region runs from base 287 to 3235 and encodes 982 amino acids. Gene Ontology annotation, biological process: rRNA processing. Gene Ontology annotation, cellular component: small-subunit processome; nucleolus. The transcript has 10 exons. Lineage: Eukaryota; Metazoa; Arthropoda; Insecta; Blattodea; Kalotermitidae. The record is from RefSeq and is a predicted model, not a curated record.
AGUGAAGCGGGAAGUGGUUCCCAUUAACACAUUUAUGAAAAUGGACUGUUUUUUUUAAGAUAAAAGUAAAAGGUGUUACAGAGCCAGAAUAGUGAAAGUACCAUUAUCUCAGAAAUAUGAGAUGCUAAUAUAAUUGAACAACUGCUUGAUUUGAAGACUGAAUGGGAUGUGACAUCGUGUAGAUCAUGUGUGACCCGACGUUUUGGAGGAACGUAUCGCAUCCAUCUUCAGGGUAGUCACUGCCGCGAAAUCUUCAAAUCUUAAAUCAGUUCAUAUCAAUUGCAUAAUGGAGGACAUUGAUGCCGUGUGUAGUGAUAACAGUGACCACGAGAUAAAUGAAGUACAGCAUUCCAGUUUGUUAGAUGCUGUGUCUCAACUUGAUAUUAAACAACGGGUUAAACCUCCAAGUCGUAAAGAAUCAAGUUUCCAAGUGUCUGAGUUCCAUCUAGGGAAGAAUGAUGCCAACAGACAUGCAGUUCUUAUAAGAAAUUUGACAAAGUCACUAGGCCAGCAAGGUAGCCAUGCUGUAAUCACCAAACAGUUGCGUUCCAUUCAUCGCAAAGCAAAGACGCUCCCACGUCCGUUAGAGAAACCUGUUGCUGCAAGGAUUCAACGUUCAGUUGGAUUUCGGAAUGCAAAAAUUCAACUGGGUCGAUGGGACGCUGUUGUGUACAGCAAUCGAGUUGCAGAUCAACUUUCUUUCCCGUUGAAACAGUCCACAGUUAGUUUUCAAACAACAAAUGAUUUUAUUUCAAAGUUAAAGUCGCAAACAAGGACUCCUCUGGAACAGCAAAUGGAUGAAAUCUUAAACAACAGCCCAGCUGUACAGGAAGAAAGAAAGGAAGAAGAAGAGUAUCAGUUAAGUUUAGCUGAGAUGCGAGAGCGUCGCAGAGAGAUGGCCAAAUUGCGUGCACAGCAGUCCUAUAUGGCCUCAAAGGCUAGCAGGCAGAAAAAGAUCAAGAGCAAGAAGUAUCAUCGAAUUCUGCGGCGUGAACGUAUUCGACAGCAGUUGAAAGAUUUUGAAGUCCUUCAGAAGACAGAUCCUGAAGCUGCAUUGCAGCAGCUUGAGCAGCUGGAACGGACACGUGCGGAAGAACGAAUGUCUCUCCGACAUCGCAGUACAGGGCAGUGGGCAAGAAAUAAGGCUGUGAGAGCAAAGUAUGAUGAAGAGAGCCGCCAGGAAUUGGCACAGCAACUUGCAGUAAGUCGGGAGUUAACACAGAAAAUUCAGGUUGAGAGCAGCAGUGAUGAAGAAGUGGAAGAAGAAAAUUGUGAGAACAGAAUACCAACUAACAAUGAUAAUCCUUGGAUUGCACCAAAAACAACUUCAGAGGUGGAUGAAUUUGUCAGUGAGUAUCGCAAAUACUGGGAAGAGCAUAACAAGAAGUCUUCAGUAGAAACUAGCAGUACUAAUGAAAUUGCAGCCCAUAACAAAGUGGAAGAUGUGAGAGAAGUAGGAAGUGACGUAAGGAAAGGACACACACAGAAUCAUGAAACAGCACCAGGAGAUAAAAAUAUCAAAGAGGAAGAUCUCAUGGGAAGCUGCAGUUUAGAAUCUGUAAAUACAACAGAUAAAAAUAAUGAAGAUAUUUGUAUAGAUACUGACAUUCCUGUAAAGGAAGGACAAAAGUGUACUGAUGCAGUUUAUAAUAGUACUGAGACACCAGCUGCACAGCACAGUACUUUUGAAGAGGUAAGCAGUACUGAGGGUCAGUCAGAAAGGAAACCCAAUGAAGAAAAUGAUACAGCUGAAUGGAUAAAUAAUAGUACUGAAAUUCUGAGUAAGGAAGAAAGAUUAUCACCAAAAAAACUAAAGAGUACUGGAGAAGAGCUAAAUAGCAAUACUUUGGUGCAUCCACAGAUGAAAAAUGUGUCACCAAGUAAGCCAAAGAGUAUGGCAGAACAGGAAGAUGAUGGUACUAAAAUUAUUCCGAAAUGGAUAUCACUGAAUAAACAUAAACAAGUAAAUAUUAGUUCUGGGGUGCACCAAAAAAGAAAUAUAUCACCAAACAAACAAGAAAAUAUAACAGAAGAGGUAAAUAAUAAUAUUAUGAUUCAGUUGAAGAGGAAGAAAUUAUCAGAGAAGAAACCGAAUGCUACAGCCGAACAAGUAAAUAGUAAGAAGAAGAAAACCAAAUCUAGUUUUAAUACAGAUGGUGACAAAUUUGAGCCCUUGGAGUGUCACUCAACAUUAAUUGCAACAACAAAUUCAUGGGUUGUGACACCAAUAGUUCCAGAAAUGGGUAAAAUGGUGGACUAUAAUAUAUCAGAAGGAAAAAGCAAUAAACAGAAUAAAAGAAACAGUACUGACAAGAGUACAAAAAAGAAGGAAGUAAAGAUAGGCAAAUUGUUUGAUGAUAUGCAAGAAAAACUGAAGGAGAAAGUGGAUAAGAAGUUGAAGAAACUGAAAUCAGAGAUGAAUAUUAAAGAUAAAGACAAGGCUGAAGACACAAAUACAGAAUCAGAUAAUGAAGGUCCUUCAUUGAAGUUGAAACAGGUGAAUGUUCAAGCAAAUAUGGAUGAAGAAUUAGUUGAACAACCUCAUGAUGGGCUACAGGAAACUGAAUCUUCAAACAUGAACCUGAACAAGAUAGUAGCUGAGUCGAGAUUAGAGGAAGAACAGCAGGAACCUCCAGCAGACAAUAUUGAUCCCAACAAGUUCAUCGCAAUGAAACCCAAACACUUGCAGACAGAGCUCCCAGACAUAGUUACUGGAGGUGAUGAGGCUAUUGAUGACAAUGAAGAUGACAGUACAGAAAGGCAGAUGACUAUCACUGAAGCAUUUGCUGAAGAUGAUGUAGUUGCAGAGUUCAGGAAGGAGAAGGAGGAGGUGACAGAUAAAUCGCAACCAAAGAGUAUUGAUUUGUCUUUGCCUGGCUGGGGAGAGUGGGGUGGAAAGAACCUGCCUGUGUCUUCAAGGAAGAAACGCCGUUUCAUAAUUAAGUUCCCUGCAGUAGCACCAAGGAAGGAUACCAACAAAGGAAAUGUUAUCAUUAAUGAAGAAAAGAAUAAUAAAGUGGUGUCUCAUCAGGUAAGUGAAUUACCAUUUCCUUUUACAAGUGUGAAGGACUUUGAAGCCAGUAUCCGUGCUCCCAUUGGUAACACCUGGAUUCCAGAAACUGCACAUCGUAAACUAACAAAGCCCUCAGUUAUAACAAAACUGGGAACAAUUAUUAAACCAAUGGAUGAAGAUAUGUUGGUGAACAAGGAAAAGAAAGUUAAAGGAAUGCCAUAAUAUUAUGUACUUAUGAUGGUGUGAAAUAGUAUAUUAAUAAUAAUAAUAUUAUUACCAGAAUACUUUUCCAUAAUUUUUUACCCUAAUAUACAGAGAAUGUGAUCAUUUGGUUUUACUGUUGACGAGAUGAUUCUGACAACUCAAAGCAUAAUCGUAACAUAGUAGUAAAGGGAUCAGCAGAG